AUGUCGUAUCAAAGAGCUGAAGUUUACUCGGCGCAAGUGUUGCCCGGUGACCAGCCUGAAGACAAUUCCUUUAAUGAGAUCACCAAGGCGUUCCGCUCAUUUAUCAUGGAGUUUCGUCUUAACAACUCGUUCAUUUACAGAGACCAGUUGAGAGAGAACUUGCUCAUCAAAAACUACUUUCUCAAAGUGAAUUCCGAGCAUCUAAUCGGAUUCAAUGAGGAACUUAACAAGAAGCUCUCCGAUGAACCGGCGGAAAUGGUGCCUCUUUUUGAAAACGCCAUCACCGAGAUCGCUAAAAAAAUCGCUUUCCUCUCUUCAGAAGAUAUUCCUAGAGACUUCCCUCAGUGCCAAUUGAUCUUGUAUUCGAGUUCCUCAACAAUCUCAAUCAGGGACCUUGACUCCGACCAUAUUUCUAAGAUCGUCAGAGUCAGUGGAAUUAUCAUCUCUGCGUCGGUGCUCUCUUCAAGAGCCACCUCGGUACAGUUGGUAUGCCGCAGCUGCAAGCAUACCACGAGAAUCAAAGUUAAUUCUGGGUUCGGUCCCUUAAAUCUCCCACCUAAAUGUUUGGCUACACACAAUGAGAAUGAGGGCAGGCCAGAAGUGAAGUGUCCUCCUGAUCCUUAUGUGGUCGUGCACGAUAAAUCCACCUUCAUCGAUCAGCAAAUUUUGAAGUUACAAGAAAGUCCUGAUGCCGUUCCUGUAGGUGAAAUGCCCCGUCACAUUAUUGUUCAGGUGGACCGUUACUUGACGAACCAGGUGGUUCCAGGUACUCGAGUUACAUUGGUGGGAACAUACGCCAUCUAUCAGUCAAAGCAGAGAUCUUCGAGCUCCAACAAUACUGUUGCCCUUAGAAAUCCCUACCUUAAAGUGUUGGGUAUACAGACAGAUGUCGAUACGGCUGCUCAGGGCCUCUCGUUCACAGAAGAAGAGGAAGAAGAGUUCCUUCGUAUUUCCCGGUUGCCAAACUUGUACGAAGUGUUCUCCCGCUCCAUCGCUCCCUCAAUUUAUGGUAAUGACGACAUCAAGAAGGCCAUCACAUGUUUGUUGAUGGGAGGUUCAAAAAAAAUAUUACCGGAUGGAAUGAGAUUGCGUGGUGACAUCAAUGUUUUGCUCUUGGGUGAUCCUGGUACAGCUAAGUCCCAGCUUUUGAAGUUCGUCGAGAAGAUUUCCCCAGUAGCCGUUUACACCUCCGGUAAGGGUUCCUCUGCCGCUGGUUUGACUGCAUCAGUACAAAGGGAUACCCUGACAAGAGACUUCUAUUUGGAAGGCGGUGCUAUGGUGUUGGCAGAUGGCGGUGUUGUUUGUAUCGAUGAGUUUGACAAGAUGAGAGAUGAAGAUCGAGUGGCAAUCCACGAAGCCAUGGAGCAGCAAACAAUUUCCAUUGCUAAAGCCGGUAUCACCACCGUGCUCAACUCUAGAACAUCAGUAUUAGCCGCUGCUAAUCCAAUUUUCGGUCGCUAUGAUGACUUGAAGAGUCCUGGUGAGAAUAUCGAUUUCCAAACUACCAUCCUUUCACGUUUCGAUAUGAUUUUCAUUGUGAAAGACGACCACAACGAAUCGAGGGAUAAGCUGAUUGCUCAGCAUGUCAUGAAUGUUCACACUGGUAACAGUCACAAUAACAAUGAACACCAGGAGGGCGAGAUUCCAAUCGCAACAAUGAAGCGUUAUAUUCAAUACGUCAAAUCGAAGUGCGCUCCAAGACUUAGCCCCGAGGCGCUGGAGAAGUUGCUGUCGCAUUUCGUUGCUAUCAGACGUCGUUUGCAAGUAAACGAAGCUGACAUGAACGAGAGAUCCUCGAUCCCAAUCACUGUUCGUCAAUUAGAGGCCAUCAUUCGUAUCACUGAAUCAUUAGCCAAAUUGACAUUGCUGCCUGUCGCCACGCUGGACCACGUAGACGAAGCUAUCAGACUCUUCACUGCCUCGACCAUGAAUGCUGUUGACCAAGGAAUUCAGAGUGGAAAUCUUAUGGCAUCUGGCAAAUUCGCCGAGGAGAUCAGGAUUGUCGAGAAUGAGUUGAGAAGAAGGUUGCCAAUUGGCUGGUCCACUGCUUACAGAACCCUUCGUAGAGAGAUUGUCGAUGCUGGCAGAGCAACGCCAGAGGCAUUGGACAAGGCUCUACAUAUCAUGGAGAGACAUGAGGUGAUACGAUUCCGUCAUCAGAGGCAGAACAUCUUGCGUGUUGGUGUCUAA
Messenger RNA from Candidozyma auris, 2190 nucleotides. RefSeq names its product MCM DNA helicase complex subunit MCM5 (gene CDC46). Bases 1 to 2190 code for a protein of 729 amino acids. Gene Ontology annotation, cellular component: MCM complex; nucleus. The record is from RefSeq and is a predicted model, not a curated record. The transcript has a single exon. Lineage: Eukaryota; Fungi; Ascomycota; Pichiomycetes; Serinales; Metschnikowiaceae. Gene Ontology annotation, biological process: DNA replication; double-strand break repair via break-induced replication; DNA replication initiation. Gene Ontology annotation, molecular function: DNA replication origin binding; ATP binding; 3'-5' DNA helicase activity.